Messenger RNA from Gongylonema pulchrum, 255 nucleotides. The record is from the annotation of a GenBank genome assembly. NCBI's taxonomy places the organism in Eukaryota, Metazoa, Nematoda, Chromadorea, Rhabditida, Gongylonematidae.
AUGGCGACGACGGCUGUGCGACAUAUUCUGCCUUAUACGGGCAGAUCGUCUAGUGGCUCCAUUUUUCGUCGACAGGAUUACCACGAAGCGAGUGCGUAUAUUCAAGCUCAGUUUGAAGCGAAGAAUAAAUCGGCGAACAAGGAGAUCUAUUGCCAUAUGACGUGCGCCACGGACACCACCAAUAUCCAGUUCGUCUUCGAUGCAGUCACCGAUGUCAUCAUUGCCAAUAACUUAAGGGGUUGUGGUCUCUACUAG